AUGAGUUUUAGUUUUCCUGUACUAAAAGGUAUCACAAAGCGAGGCUAUAAACAACCAACGCCUAUUCAACGAAAGACUAUACCUAUUGCUCUAGAAGGUAAAGAUGUUGUGGCAAUGGCUCGCACGGGAUCUGGCAAAACAGCCUGUUUUGUUCUUCCAAUACUGGAAAAGCUAUUACUGCCUGCUCAUAAAGCAUUGCCAGGGAAAAAUCUACGAGCACUAAUUCUAUCUCCUACAAGAGAAUUGGCAUUGCAGACAUUAAGAUUUGUGCGUGAAUUGGGCAAAUUUACUGGGCUGACAUCUGCGGCAAUCCUUGGUGGGGAAUCCAUUGAGCAACAGUUUAGUGUGAUGUCAGGAAAAGCACCAGACAUUGUUGUGGCAACACCUGGGCGUUUUUUACAUAUUUGUAUUGAAAUGAGCCUUAAGCUAGAUAAUAUAAAGGUAAUGGUGUUUGAUGAAGCUGACAGGCUGUUUGAGUUGGGGUUUGGUGAACAAUUAAGAGAAAUUGUGGCUAGGCUGCCUUCAAGUCGCCAAACUCUAUUGUUUUCGGCUACACUACCCAAAAUGCUUGUGGAGUUUGCAAGAGCAGGAUUAACGGACCCGGUUUUGAUAAGAUUAGAUGUCGACUGGAAACUACCAUCAACAUUAUGGUUGGGUUGGAUAUCUGUGAGGGCUGAAUUAAAAACAGCUGCAUUAUUGCUCUUGCUCGAUAGAGUACUCACCUCUUCAACUCCUCAAGCUGUUGUUUUUGCGGCCACAAAGCAUCAUGUAGAAUAUUUACAUCUGAUACUGAAGCAAGCUGGUAUAUCGUCGACGUUCGCGUACUCGGGCCUCGAUCCGUCCGCUCGUAAGAUAGCGUUAGGGAAGUUCAUAAAUAAGAAGUGUUCUGUGCUGCUUGUGACUGACGUAGCGGCGAGAGGACUGGAUCUUCCCUCGCUAGACACCGUUAUCAAUUACAACUUCCCCGCAAAGCCCAAGUUGUUUGUGCACAGAGUUGGCAGGAGCGCCCGCGCUGGCAGAGCUGGUAGGGCGUUCUCCCUCGUCGCCGCCGAGGAUGUCGCCCACCUCCUGGAUCUGCAGCUGUUCCUCGGAACGGAACUCUUGCCUCCGGGACAAGCCCACGGGGAGGAGUGUCCCAGCGGCGUUUGGGGAACCAUGCCCACGGAGCAGCUGGAACUGAGGCACCAAAACGUCAUGUCCUGGGAGAAGAACUACUCGGAAAUCGAGGAGGCCAGUAGGGUGUGCGCGCGCGGUUGGCAGCAGUAUGUGAGGUGGCGCGAGCCAGCCUCUGCCGAGGCCAAUAGGCGGGCGAAGACCACCCCCGCGCCGCCCCACCCCCACCCCUAUUUGCUCACCGCCCCCGCGCCGCAGCGCACCCUGGACCUGCUGCAGCAGAUCAACUCCUACCAACCCAAAGGGACAAUAUUGGAGUUGGGCGGCAAGAACGAUUCUCCGAUGUUCCUAGCCAUGAAGGCUAAGAGACGUGUGCACGGGAAGAAGGUGCAGAAAGCGCGCGAGAGCAAACAUAACGAGAUGGAUAAUAUAUUAGAAGAUACGACAAAUUUGAAACCUACAACGAAUGCUGAAAACGCUCAGUCAAAGAAGAAAUCCAAAAGCGUUGUUGUUCGCGACGAGAAUUACAUACCACAUUUCGCUAGUGACCAACAUACUGAGACCGGCAUGGCGGUGAACUUCGCGGCGGGCGCGUCUUCCGCGGAGCUGGAGCUGGGCGCGGACUGCAGCGAGGGGGCGCGCUCCAACCGCGCUCACAUGCGCUGGGACAGGAAGCGCAAGAAGAUGGUGCACGUCGACCCGGACGGCGGGCGCAAGAUGAUACGGACGGAGAGCGGCGGCAGGGUGCCGGCCAGCUUCCGCAGCGGCCGCUACGACGAGUGGCGCAAGAGGAACGCACAGCCGGACGACGAGGAGCCCGAGGCGAACGCCAACCGAAUGAAACCGGUGUCCGAGUUCCGUCCACAUUGGGUGAAGCACAACGAACGUGUCGCCAAAAAGAAAUCUGAAGCUUCCUCAAAGGAGUUCAGAGACAAGCAGCAGAUCGUUAAGGAGAGACUGCGCAAAGAGAAAAUCAAACAGAAGCUGAAAUAUAAAAUGCGUUCGAAGAAGAAAAAGAAGAAG
This is a messenger RNA of Iphiclides podalirius (scarce swallowtail), 2136 nucleotides long. The record is from the annotation of a GenBank genome assembly. Lineage: Eukaryota; Metazoa; Arthropoda; Insecta; Lepidoptera; Papilionidae.